Symbiodinium sp. CCMP2456 is the source of this 1005-nucleotide messenger RNA. Lineage: Eukaryota; Dinophyceae; Suessiales; Symbiodiniaceae. The record is from the annotation of a GenBank genome assembly.
AUGCAACUUGGGGCGAGGGCGCCGCACGUUCCUGACCAUGCAGAUGAGGAUCUGGAAAGCCCUCGGAAAAGGCCGGGAGAGUCCAAGCAGGCGGGCGCUCCGAACAAAGUUAAGAAGGCAGUGCCGAGUACAACAGGGCUUGCAGGGGCGGUCUCAGGGGGAGACGGCGUUAGCCUUGCCAAUGUGACGCUUGGGGACCUCCGAGGUUUACUGGAAGAGCAAUCCCAGAAGAUCCUUCAGGCCAACAGGGAGCAUACGGAAGGGCUGGUUAAGUCUCUCGAGGAGAGGCAUGACGCCAGGAUAUCGGAGGUGGAGACGGUGACCCGCACCCUCUCGGACUCCAUGGACUCGCUGCAGGGGCGCUUGACUCGCAUGGAGCAGCUUAUGAAAGGCGGAGGACAGGUCUUGGGGGAUGAACGCCGCAAGCAGACCCUCGUUUUCGGAGGGUGGGACAGAGACACCCGCCGUAACGUGAUCACCAGAGAGCUGACGGAGGCCUUUGUUAAGCUGCACAUUACAGACCAAGUUGACGAGGAAGUCUUCACGACAGGUCCCAGGAGGAGCAUUGCCUUGCUAAAUAUGCCCCUUCGUUUGCACGAGCUGGAGUCAGGCAGAAAAGCACGCAUGCAUCGGGUGCUGCUCGCGAUCAACGGAGCUAAUGCCACAACGUCCUCCGGGAAAAGAUUGUGGUGCUCUUACUCGAAGACCAAACAGGAGAGAGAGACCGGUGCACACUGCGCCUGGGUGAAAAGAUCUCUGGGGGCUAUUUCUGACACACUGGCAGCAGAAGUGGACGUCGAGUAUGCCUCAGGAUCCGUGUGGAUGGGCGAAAGCCUGGUCGCAAGUGUGGUCAGGCAGCCAAUGAACGGGGCUAAAUCCGAUGAGAUGCUGGUCGACUCUGCGGCCGAGACCUGCAAACCGUGGGUUGACCUUGGUGCCCUUUCCAAAGAAUCUCAGUGUGCGGUGGAAAAGCUGCGUGGGGCCCUUGUGGCCAACAAGCGGUGA